This is a messenger RNA of Styela clava, 4334 nucleotides long. Its product is annotated as cilium assembly protein DZIP1L-like. Gene Ontology annotation, cellular component: ciliary basal body; cytoplasm. The record is from RefSeq and is a predicted model, not a curated record. NCBI's taxonomy places the organism in Eukaryota, Metazoa, Chordata, Ascidiacea, Stolidobranchia, Styelidae. Gene Ontology annotation, biological process: cilium assembly.
ACGACACAACAGGACUGAUUUUCAGGACGUAAACAAAUGUGUUGCUGUGCGAAGCCUCUCUGUUAGAUAUUUUGAUGUUUUUAGAAAAUCAAUCAAUCAUCAAAAGUGAAAUAAAAUAGCUGGUAAUGGCUGGAGAAACGGCAACUCAGUAUCAGAUGUUUAGCAGUCAUCUAUCUCCAAACAGAAAUUAUAUGGCUCCACCACAUUUGUAUGAAGCAGAGAUGGGCGUUCCACCAGAAUCAUUUGCUCCAGUGUUUCAGUUCAGGAAACGGCAUGGAGAGAUUAACUGGAGAAAAGUUGCAAUGAUUGAUGUUGACAAAGUUGCAAGAGAGUUGGACAUUGACACGUUACAGGAGCACAUCCAGACUGUGGCAUUCUGUAACAUUGAUGUUGUUUCUGACCUUGACCCAAUGUUCGCAAAAUUGUUCAAGCUGUCACAAUAUAUGAUCGAGUAUAUGCUACAUUCUCAGAGUUCUCUUCAAGCAAUUAUAGCAGAGCUCGAAAACAAUCUAGAUAUUGCAGCAGCACAGCAGAAUUCAGCACAGGAUAAAAUAGGAGAAUUAAACGAUGAUGUUCAAAAAUUAAAAGCUGAGAAUAAAAAGCGUCGGAAAAUGAUCGAACAACAACAAAUGUUGAUUGAAUCUGGGGCUUCAAGCUACUACAAGUGUCCGCAUUGUGAGAAAGCCUUCAUGAAUGCCAGUUUCCUCCAAGGUCAUAUGCAAAGGAAGCACCCUGGAUCAGUUAAUUAUAUCGGAGAUGUCAUAGCCCAUUCUCAACGAGAACAGUCCAGAUUGGCAGGAAGACUACAAAAUUUAGAUGAAGAUCUGCAACAAGAGAGAGUCAAUUUUGCUGAUAAACUUAAAAAGGCUGAGGAGGAGAAAGCAGCCUGGGGGGCUCGAACGAAGCGAGAUAUGCAGCGCUGGAAGAAAGAAGAGGAGGGAAAAUGGAGGAAAGAAUUAGAAGAAAUGAAAGGUAGUUUCCUGAAAGAAAUUCAACAACUGAGAGCUCAGGAGUCGGAAUAUAAGUUGAAAAUAACAAACCUCCAAAUGACAAUGGAUGAAAGGCAUUCUAACCUUGGUGAACUGGUCGACGACAUUGAAGGAGAAAAACAAAAAUUAUCGAUUUAUGAGCAAAGAAUCAAAUCUUUGGAACAAACAAACGCUGAUAAAGAAAGUCAGUUGAGACAAUUAUCCGCUGAAAUGGCUUCUAUCCGAGACAGAAACAGACAAGCAUUGAAAGAUCACCAACGUCAGAUGGCCGAUACUUACGGUUAUCAACUCAACUCUUUGAAAGCAAAGUUAAAUGAUCGUGGAAAAGUUCCAAAGGAGCGAGAAAUUGUGCCGAUGGCUGUUCCAGAAGCUGCAGUGUCUUAUGAAGAAGUUGACGCUCGUCCAAGCGAUGCACUUUCAGAAAUGCGAAGAAAUCAACAAAAUUUCGCUCGACAGAUGAGACCUUUCAUGUUACAACUGAUGGAGAAUAAACUACAAGACUGCGGGGUUGACCCAACUGCACCUGGUAUCAGCUCACAAACACUUGCAAACAAGCUAAUGGUACGUAAGACAGAGCGACAACGCAAGGCAAAGGAACAACCCGGAUUUUUCUCAAUUCGUGAUCAAAUGAGGAGGAAAGUAGACGAAGAGGCUUCUAGAAGAGGUUCUCCACCUAGAAAGAGAAGAGGGAGAGCUCCAUCACACCUACCAAGGCAAAGGCAAUUUUCUCCAUCUCCUGUUAGUGCCAGUCGUUCGCUAGAGCAGUAUCCAUCAGGACCGCAGUUCAGACAAACAGCGCCAGCAGGAAGGAUAGAUCACCCACCGUCCCCAAAACGUAGAAAUGGUAACGGUCCAUCGGUCAAGCGUAAACAAGAUAAACCAAUGACAAGAGAGGAAUUGAACACCAGAUUCGAAGAUGAUGAAUCACCAUGGGAUUCCGAACUCAGUGAACAAAGGGACAUUCCUGGCCCAUCGAGACCACAAGAGCCGCAACUUACUCCGUCCACCGGCCGACAAGCAACAACACCAAAGACUCCAAUCACCACUAGGAUUCCAACUACCACAUCCACUCAGCGACAAGAAGAUUCCUGGGAUUCUGAUGAGCUUGAUGACAUCCUCAGCCCUGAGACAGACAUCAGGGAAACGAGACCAAAAAGUUCUGGCAGCACUAAAAUCCAGAAACUUGGAGCAAACAUAGAAUCUCAGCUUCAGUCUAGAACAACUUCUAAACCCCCUGCAGGAUCGGUUGAUCUGAUGGCUGGGAAACAUUCUGUUACUGGUAGCAGUACACAGGUCAAACAUUUUGAUUCUGACGACGAUGACUUUUCACCUGUUUCAUCAUUACAUGAACCAUCACCAAAACCAGCACCCAGAGGUUCCCAACAAGCUCUUUCCAAAGUCCAUCAAAGUACGGCUUCAUCAACAAAUACACUGGGUACAAGCGUAUGGGGAUCUAACCAAGGUAAACCGGGAACUGGUAAAAAUGCGACUGCAGAUCAACAAUCAGACUGGGAUGAUGACAUCAGUGACCUUUGACACUGAAUUACAUUUUUUUUCAUAAUUACAUUAUAGGCAUUAUGAGUUAGAAAAGAUAACUCAAUUCGAACUACGUCAUGGUACAAAAUAAUUACAAUACAAAAAACAAACACACAUGACGAAAAUUCAAGAGAGUUGCCAAAACAUCAAAUGAGACAUGAAAGGGUGUUCCCGAAGUAUGUGUACCAGGUUGGCGUUUUUGCGUAUAAUUUUUCCUGAAGAAAAUAUGGCAUUUAUAUAUAAUAACUCAAUAAUUUAAUUAUUAACUUAACAAUAUCAGACCCUUAUUAGUUGGGUUUCUUCGAGACUAGCUAUUUAUUCUUCUAUGCUAUUGCACUGGUGGAUUUAAACCAUAUACCUAUAUGGUCAUAUUUUUUAAAUUUUCCAACAUUUAUGUUGUGCACUGACUGUAUUUCUGUAAGUUGGGUUAUGUUUGUCUUAAGAAGUCUGAACUUGAUCAGAAAAAGCAUUACAAAUCAUUAAUUUAAUCUUCGAAACGCUUUGAACUGGCCGACCAUGGAAGUUUUUUUUGCAAAAAAUAGUUUAUAUAUAAAGUUUAAUAAGGCAGGUAGUCUUUAUGUUAACAUAGCUACAUAUUGUACAAUUUUCUUUGUUCUGUCCUCAAGUAUUUCACGUUUAUGUAUUAUUUUUGGGUUCACACAUUUUUUUGUAGGUUAUUAGUAUUAAACAUUUGCUUUGCAUAAAACUGGAGGUACAUUUGAAAUUGAAACAAGGAUGUCCAAAACGAAUCAAAAUUCUAUUUGAAAAAGGAGAUAUUUGAUUUUAAAAUUUGGUAAAUAUGUAUACCCAUUUUUUACUUCUUAAUAAUACCCAUUAUUGUGUUUAUUACACUAACGUUGGCAUUGGCGAUUCUAUUUCUCGUAAUUUGGAAUAUUUGCUUGAAUUUGCUUUGUCAUCAUUUAUUCAUAAAAAGUUGAAAGGCAAAUAUUUAUAUUUCAGUUCAAGGUUGAUAUGUAUUCCACAUUAUUGUCUGUGACCAUAUUGCAAUUUUUAAAAAUAAUUUGAUUUAAAUCCUAUGUUAAAUUGGUUAAGGCAAUGCCAAUCUGAGAAGAUCCGAGACUAUCUGAAAAAUUAACAGCUCUUUGUGUAUCAGUGCCCUUUUUGUUCAGAGCCCAAGGUUUGAAAACAUUUGAUAAGAAAUCAUAGAUAAUAAUUAAGAAAAUUUUCUGUGGGUAAUUAGUAUUAACAAUUUUCCAUGUAACUUUGCUCAAAGCAAACCCAACAAAAACCCACCACCUUACUCAAGGGUUUCAUAAUUCUGUUAUUAAUGCUCGGAUAAAAAAAUUGUGUUUUUUCUAAUAUAGAAGCUGCAAAAGUAUGUGCACCAAGAUGACGCACAACCUAAACCGUAACCUGGUACACAUACAAUAUUCAGAUUGUGCGCCAUCUUGGUGCACAUACUUUUGCAGCUCUGUUCAAAGAAUCGCAUAAUAUUUUUUUGAGUUUUUCAUUGUUUUCAGUGCAUAAUGAUUUUAGGCAGUUCGUCUGGCUCAGCGAUUCCCAAAGAGUGCGUCGCUGCGAGUUGCCAAGUCAGCCUCGAAAAUUUACAGAAUUGUAUUAAGCAUUACUAAAAUAUGAUUGAAUAUUUCACAUAUUGUAUUUAAUGUUUUAUUGUUUCUGGUUUUGAAUGCUGUGUAUUUUAUUUCUCUUGACAAUUUGGUGCCGCACAGACAAAAAGUUUGGGAACCUCUGGUCUAGCUCAGUGCUACUCAACUAUUUUCACCAAAGGUCCAUUUAUAAAACUUUAAAAUGACUGGGGUCCGGACAUUACAGGAAAUUUAUUUCAUU